Messenger RNA from Rangifer tarandus platyrhynchus (Svalbard reindeer), 302 nucleotides. Lineage: Eukaryota; Metazoa; Chordata; Mammalia; Artiodactyla; Cervidae. The record is from the annotation of a GenBank genome assembly.
AUGGAUAGGGGUCGAUCCAGGGUGUGUAUCCUGGAGAAGGGUGCUCCUCACUCCCGAAGCCCGAGAAUCUUGGGGCGUCCGGCCUGUGCAAUCAACAGCUGGUUACUUCUUCCCUCCUCAAAGUGGUCCGCUUUGGGGAAAUCGGCCUGCCCCGGGCGCCCGACGAUCCUCCUCGGGUGCGCCAGGGCGCUCGGCUGGGGGCGCAGCACCUUGGAGAGAGGUGUCGGGUCCUGCGCCUGGGUUUGGGGCUCUGUACCUUUCGCACUGGGGCUCAGGGGUGCGUGCCAGGCCGCCGCCAAGGG